This is a messenger RNA of Trichoderma asperellum CBS 433.97, 1755 nucleotides long. RefSeq lists its product as uncharacterized. The record is from RefSeq and is a predicted model, not a curated record. Lineage: Eukaryota; Fungi; Ascomycota; Sordariomycetes; Hypocreales; Hypocreaceae. Gene Ontology annotation, molecular function: medium-chain fatty acid-CoA ligase activity. Gene Ontology annotation, biological process: fatty acid metabolic process.
AUGUCCUCCUCCGCCAAAGCCAACCUCUCCAUCCUCCACGGCCCAGCUCAACCAAUCCCCAUCCACAAGACAUUCGGCAACCUCCUCCGAGAACAAGCCAGAUCCCAACCCUCAGCCCUGCUCGUCGCCUCAGACCACCAGCAGAAAUCACUAUCCUACGCCGAGGCAGAUUCUCGCUCGGAUGAUCUCGCUCGGGGCCUGGCCGCCCUCGGCGCCAAACAAGGCGACCGCAUAGCCAUCCUCAUGGGCAACGAAAUCGAGUACAUCGAAACCUUCUUCGCGUGCACCAAGCUCGGCGCGCCGGUAACCCUCGCAAACUACGCCUACACCGAGCAAGAGCUGCACUCGGUCCUCUCAUCCUGCGGCGUCUCCACGCUGAUCAUGGUCCCCCGCUUCGACCGCUACGACUAUCGCGCCUGGAUCCCCAACCUCAGAAAGGGCAUCCCUUCGCUCAAAAACAUCAUCGUCGUCAACGCAGACAAGGAACCCGCCCUCGUCAAGCUCGACUACCAAGACUACGAAGACGUCAUCCUCCGCGGCCGCAACAACAACACAAACUUCGACCUCCUCGCCCUCGAGGCAAACAUCCACGCCAGAGACGUCAUGAACCUCCAAUUCACCAGCGGCUCGACCGGCCUCCCCAAAGCCUCCGCUCUCACCCACAGCGGCAUCUACAACGCGGGCCGCUACAUCGGCAGCACAAUGUACCUCCAAGCCUCGGACCGCAUCUGCCUCCCCGUGCCGCUCUUCCACAGCUUCGGCCUCAUCAUCGGCCUCGCCGUAGCCACGGCGCACGGAGCAUCGCUCAUCCUCCCCGCCAGCAUCUUCAGCGUCGAGGCCACGCUGGCCUGCAUCCCCAAAUACCGCUGCACGGGUCUCUACGGCGUGACGACCAUGUUCGUCGCCGAAAUGGCCCACCCUCGCUUCCACGACUUUGACCUGUCCAGCCUGCGCUUCGCCAUCCUCUCCGGCUCCGCCGUUCCCGAGCCUCUCAUGCGCAAGGUCUGGUCCGCCUUUGGCAUCACGCAGACACACACAAACUGGGGCCUCACCGAAGCCUCCUCCAUCGUCACCAUGACGCGCGACACCGACUCCAUGGCCCAGCGCACCGUCACCUCCGGCCGUCUCUUCCCCGGCUUCUCCGCCCGCAUCGCCGACCCUGCCACCGGCCGAACCGUGCCCCGUGGCCAAAGAGGCGAAAUCGCCCUCCGCGGCAACGGCAUCCAGGCGGGCUACUACGCAAACCCGCAGCGCACCGCCGAAGCGCACCGCGUCUCGCCCGAAGACGGCCUCGAGUGGUUCCACACCGGCGACGAGGGCUACUUCGACCCGGACGGCUUCUUCGUCAUCACCGGCCGCAUCAAGGACAUGAUCAUCCGCGGCGGCGAAAACAUCUCCCCCCUGGAAAUCGAAGAGCGCCUCGUCGCCCACCCGGCCGUCGCGCAGGCCUCCGUCAUAGGCGUCCCCGACGCCAAAUACGGCGAGCAGAUCUGCGCCUUUGUCGAGCCCACGGCAGGCACAGAGCGGCCCUUGGACGAUGAGCUGCGCGCGUGGGUUGCCGAGACGCUGGCGCACUUCAAGAGGCCGCGGUAUGUUAUCUGGCUGGGCUCGCAUGCUGCUUUCCAGACGUGGCCGAAGACGGCGAGUGGCAAGUUGAGAAAGCCGGACCUGAGGCUCAUUGCGGCGGAGAUUAUGAAAGGGGAUGCGGUGGAGGUGGAAGUGCGAGUGCAGGAGCCUGUGAGGGCGAGGCUGUGA